Molecule: messenger RNA, 2630 nt
Organism: Callorhinchus milii (elephant shark)
Lineage: Eukaryota; Metazoa; Chordata; Chondrichthyes; Chimaeriformes; Callorhinchidae
Gene: nrros
Product: negative regulator of reactive oxygen species
Exons: 3
Coding region: 191-2257 (688 amino acids)
Molecular function (GO): protein binding
Source: RefSeq, a predicted model, not a curated record
UGCAGGAUCCGCUUUCAACUCAGCCGAGAUCUGACCUCUCUGCCAGAGCAGUCAUUUGAGGACUUUGCUGAUUACCAUCUGCGGUUUUGAUGUAAAAGAGCCUGAAUUUUGUAUUUGCGUUGACUUUUUGCAAACCCAUCGCCGGCUGCAGAGUAAAAAACAGAAAAUGUGAGUUGGACUACUUGUGAGAAUGGAUGUGAUGUUGCCAUGUCUCUCUUUGACCUUAACUAUGUUGGCGAUGUUUGCUGUGAAAAGCAAAGUGGAAGCUAGUACUUUGCGACACCAGAGGAUUUGCAAUCUAAUUUCUACUACCGCACUCUGUCAGGGAAAGAAGCUGCAUUGGGUACCAGUGGAUCUGCCUACCAAGACUGAAGAGCUUUAUCUUAGCGAAAAUUUUGUUCAAUCGAUUACAAAUGAAUCACUUCUUUCUUACUCAAGGCUCUCCAAACUGAACCUCAGAAACAAUCGGAUGGAGCUAAUUGAGUCUGGAGCCUUUUCUAACAACAGGAAUCUACAAGAAUUAAAUCUAGAAAACAACCAGAUGUAUAAGCAUUAUACAGUGACCCAUUUGGCACUGAAAACAAUCCCAAAUUUAAAGAAACUGGAUUUAUCAAGGAACAGUCUCAGUGAAGAUAUGGCAUCAUUCCUUGUCCACAAUCUAUCCUCACUGGAAUAUCUAUCGCUGACUGGAAAUGCCAUUAUGCGAUUGGAGCCUUCCUCAUUUGAAGGGCUAGUCCAGCUUCAAGAAUUGAACUUAGAGAAAAAUUAUAUCUAUGAAAUUGAGAGUGGAACAUUUGAAGCUUUGAAGUAUUUAAAAAAGUUGAACCUAGCUCAGAAUCACAUUCCUUGUAUUGUGGAUUUCAGUUUAUCCCAAAUUGUAGUAUUAAAUAUCAGCCAUAACAUCAUGGAAAUGUUUUUAGCCAGAGAAACAGACGAUGAGUUUCAACUGAAAAUGUUGGAUCUGUCCAGUAACAAAUUGUUAUUUUUCCCUCUUUUGCCUAAACACAACAAACUGAAGUCCCUUUUACUGGCGGACAAUGAAAUGAGUUUUUAUCGUGAUCUGAUGAACAACUCUGGUUCCAACAAAGUUGAGUUUAUUCAGAUUGUUGGCAACGUGUCCAACAUCACAUCUGUGGACCUUUGGGAUGAGGCAAUUUCUAUAAACAGCUCAGCAUUAGAUGUUCUAGAUAUGAGCCGGAAUUCAUUUCGAUACCUCCCUUAUGGAUUCUUUGAAGGAAUGACAUCCCUAUCAACUCUAAACCUCAAUCAGAACUGCUUAAAGAAAUUUGCUCUAACUGAGGCUGAUCCUCUUAAUUUUCUUCAGACAAUUGAUCUCAGUCAAAAUCAACUUACUCACAUAGAUUUUGGUGAGAAUGGGAUGGAAAAGCUGAAUCUUUUAAACCUGAGUUCGAACAGACUGGAAUUAGUGCCUUCACACCUCUUUGCUCAAAUGCCGCAGAUCACAACAGUGGAUCUCAGUCGCAACAACAUCUUCAUUUGUACAGACCCUGUUGAGAAGGAAACCAGGUUUUUAAACAGGAGCUGUGUUGUGUUGGCAUAUAUAAAAUCAUUGAGAUAUCUUUAUUUAUCUAACUGUGGAUUGACGUCUCUACCCGCCCAUGUUUUUAAUGGGUCACCAAUAACCCAUCUGGAUCUAUCAUACAACACUGCAAUACAAUUCCACACAGAGACAUUUCAAGAUGUUGCCAGAUCAUUGCAAUUCUUAUCUUUGAGAAACACUAGUCUUACAUCCUGCCAGUUAAACAGUGUCCUCUCCUAUUUCAGCAACCUCCAGAACUUGGACUUGUCUGAAAAUGCUAUAGUAAGUCUUCCACCUAUACUGAAAAACCUUGCUCUAAAAAUGUUGGAUUUACGUAAAAACCAGUUAACCACUCUACCACAUGAUGUGCUGCAGAGACUCUUGAAUAGCCUUCAGAUUGUUUUUCUAAGUGGCAACUCAUUUGACUGUUGCAAACUGAACUGGUGGAGCUCCUUGAUCAACGCAAAGUCAUUGAUUAUUGCAGAUGGAUCAGCUAUCACUUGUAAUAUUUCCUCAAAACUAGAGAGUGUUGAUAGGAUUUACCCGAUCACUAAAAUCAAAUGUAAAGUGAAUAAUGUUGCUUUAAGAUAUUUCUUAAUGUUGUUGGUAAUAGGCCUGUGUGUCCUCACCAUUUGUGUAAUGGGUUUUCUUUACUUGCAUUCUAAAUCAUUGCCCAAAUAUGUAAAAGCAAAAUGCAUUACUAGUACACAAUAUUGAUUCUGUACAAUGUGUAGAAUUGACACUGGGAUUUGAAUCUCAUCUCUGUUUGAAAGCUUGAUAUAAAUAUUGCACUCACUACCAAUGAAAGUUGAAUAUACAGUGCUGACCUCAUUCAAAAGUAUUUAUGGUAUGAAUAACUGUGAAACUAUAUAUUCACGUGUACAACAUAGAAAAUAUAUAAAAAUGAAAUGUAUAUGGGAGAAAAAAUAUUUUUAAAAGAAAGUCACAUCAGAAACAUUAAAACUGUUGAAAAGAUACUGGCUAAUUUGAAGGAUUUGUCUGUACUUUAACUGAACAGGGAUGGCUGGUGUGAACAUUUCAAUAUUAGAAGGGAAGGGGCACUGUAUUGUGAUGUGAAACAGGAACCUUG